This is a messenger RNA of Phlebotomus papatasi, 3043 nucleotides long. RefSeq names its product SWI/SNF-related matrix-associated actin-dependent regulator of chromatin subfamily A containing DEAD/H box 1 homolog (gene Etl1). Lineage: Eukaryota; Metazoa; Arthropoda; Insecta; Diptera; Psychodidae. The record is from RefSeq and is a predicted model, not a curated record. Gene Ontology annotation, cellular component: nucleus. The transcript has 4 exons. Bases 182 to 2791 code for a protein of 869 amino acids. Gene Ontology annotation, molecular function: ATP binding; chromatin binding; ATP-dependent chromatin remodeler activity.
AUAUCGAAGCUGUCACACUCACACAGUUGUUCUAUCGAUGUGAAAUCCCUGCACGCGUUUUUUCAUCUUGUGAAAUUGCAUCGGUUUUCGCUAAAUUUUACCCAAUAUUUGAAGUUAUUUCUAUCGUGAAUUAAAUUAUACUGAUUAAAUAAUUUCCGGGUGUGCAUAUUUUGUUGUCUAAAUGUCUCUCCGCAGCGUCCGGAUCCAGAAACAUCUCCAUCAACCAGCUGCAACUGUGAACGCAGGAGAACCUGGGGAUGCUGCGACGCGAAAGAGGAAGCUGAGUGAGGAUGGAGCUGAAGUGGAUGGGCAGAAUGAGGAAAUGAAGAAGGAAGAAGCUCCUGAAGUGGCAAAGCCGGUAACGUUGACGCUGCAGGAAAAGGAGAUAAUGCUACAGACCUUUCGACGCCUGGAGCCCAAUGCUCCAAUUCUGGUAUCUCAGGAUUGUCUAGUUCAGUCCAAUUGGGAUCUAGAGAAAGCUAGGAUUAUGCUGAAAGAAAAUCGCAGUGGUAGAGGCUUCCAGCAGAACAGAGCCCUUCAACCGACGUCGUCAGCUUCCUCGACAUCUUCCGGAUACUCUUCCUGCAGUUCUUCACUCAAGAAGACCCCCCCUUCUACAAUCCAGGCCAAGAAGGCUCGCUAUCGUGAGGCUGCUAGCGAUGACAGCGAAGAUCCAGAUGCCAAUCAGCCCACAGAUAAAGUUUUUGACAGUGAUCUGGACAGUGACGAGGAAGAUUCGGAACAUGUGUCCAAGGAUCGCAAGGCUGUGCUGAAGUAUAUUAAUGAAUCGAGUCUGCAGGAAUUGGUGGUGAUAAAAACGUGUUCCCAGAAAAAAGCUCAGACUCUCAUUGACGCUAGACCCUAUCCCAAUUGGUCCAGCCUUGUCCAGACCGUGCAGAACAAUCGGAGUCUCUCCACGGAUAUCCUAAAUAAUUGCCAGGAUCUCCUGAAGCGUCGCAAAAAUAUCUCAUUGAUCAUGAAAAAGUGCACGAAAAUGGUGAAGAGGCUGGAAGCGGCUGUAUCCAAAGGAGCUGGUCUGACCAAGCAGCCCUCCAUUCUCACGGAAUCCCUCCAAUUGGCAGAGUAUCAGAUGAUCGGCCUCAAUUGGCUGACAGUGAUGCACAAUGAGAAGAUGAAUGGGAUUUUGGCGGAUGAGAUGGGCUUGGGAAAAACUAUUCAGGUCAUUGCUUUCCUGGCCUAUUUGAAGGAGCAUGGGCUGGCCAAGAAGACCCAUUUGAUUGUGGUGCCCUCGUCGACGCUCCACAAUUGGGAGAAUGAGCUCAUGCGGUGGUGUCCGUCGUUCGUGUUGGAGAAGUACUAUGGCUCCCUCGAGGAGAGGAAGAAUCUCCGAAUUCGCUGGGCUCGUGGUGGCUUAGAAGGCAUCGACAUUAUCCUGACCACCUACCACAUGGUGGCUUCACUGCCCGAGGAGAGAAAAAUGUUCAGGACGACACAAUUGCAUUAUGUGGUGUUUGAUGAGGCUCAUAUGUUAAAGAAUAUGACAACGCAGCGGUAUGAAUAUCUUGAUAAGAUCAACUCCGAAAGGAGAAUCUUGUUGACGGGAACUCCACUGCAGAAUAAUUUGCUAGAGUUGAUGUCUCUCUUGUGCUUCGUGAUGCCGUCGUUAUUUGCGAAGCGUCAAGAAGAUAUUCGUAAUCUCUUUUCGCGUAAUUCGAAGAAUCAGGUGAAGAUGGAGGAUGAUGAGGAUGGAAAGAAGGUUAAUGGGAACAGUGAGAGUAGCAGUGAGAGUUUUGAGCAGAAUCAAAUAGAUCAGGCUAAGAGGAUUAUGAAGCCAUUUGUGCUGAGACGCCUGAAGCGAGAUGUUCUGAAGUAUUUGCCACCAAAGACUGACGAGGCGAAACUCAUUCCAAUGACGGAGGAUCAGGAGGAGAAGUACAAGAAGCUGGUGGAGAUGUAUACGCAGGAUUCGGGAGUGGUUAAGGGAACGGCAGAACUAAAUGGACUCUCGAUAAUGAUGGACAUGAGAAAAUUAGCUAAUCAUCCACUUUUGAUGCGCUACCACUAUACAGAUGCCAAGCUCAGGGAGAUUGCUAGGCGUCUGGCUAUUGAUCAUCAAUUUAAAUCUAACCAUCCGGAUCAUAUUUAUGAAGAUUUGCUCUGGAGAUCAGACUUUUACAUUCAUCAGUUGGCACUUAAGUACAGGACCAUUGUGGAGCAUCGACUGCCCAUGGAAAUCAUUUUGGAAUCUGGAAAAUUUCAACAGUUGGACAAACUCUUGCCCAAAUUGAAGGCUGAAGGACAUCGUGUGCUCAUCUUCAGCCAAUUCACCAUUAUGAUGGAUAUUCUGGAGGCGUAUAUGAAAAUCCGGGAUAUUGAUUGCCUUCGACUCGAUGGGAAUACCACUGUGAGCGAUAGGCAGGAUCUGAUUGACGAAUACAACACGGACAACAAGGUGUUUGUCUUCCUUCUGUCCACGCGAGCUGGUGGCUUGGGAAUUAAUCUCACGGCAGCUGACACUGUGAUCAUUCAUGACAUUGACUUCAAUCCCUACAAUGAUAAGCAGGCGGAGGAUCGAUGCCAUCGCAUGGGGCAGGAGAAACCCGUCCAUAUCUACAAAUUCAUCUCUCAGGGCACCAUCGAGGAAGGUAUGCUGAUGGUGGCGCAAGAGAAAUUGAAGUUGGAGCAGGAAGUCACCAGUGCAACUGAAACUUCUCCGGAUGAGGAGAGGAAGUGUAUGGUGAGGCUGCUGACAUUGUCACUGGGAAUGAACACAGAGAGAGCCGAGAAGUUACUUUCAUCCGGCACGAGUGGUAAAAAGUAUGAGGAGUAAUUAAAUUUGUCUCUCUUAUUCACCAGGCCGACAUCCAAGUGAUGAGAAUAAUAGAACAUGAGCUGAUGAUUGUUAUAUAGUAAAACGGUCAUAUUUUUUGUCACAUUUAAUUUUAUAAUAAUGAUUUACAAAAAAAAAAAGAAAAAAAGGAAAAAAGAAAAAGUGAGAUUUAGCAUUGUGAGAAUGAGAGGGUAGUAUUGUUUUUUUUCGUUCUUUUUUGUCAAAAAUAAAAUCUUUUAAUGCAAAAUGUGA